GCUCGCUAACGGUCACAAAGUUUGUCAACAACAAACCGAGUUCAGCUACAAAAGCCAGUCAGUCAGUGAAGAGAGAAGUUUUUGGUUUGUACCUUCACGGCAGGUGGACGUCGACACCCAUUUUCUUAUUCAAGUCGUUGAAGUAGCCAAGAGGACAAAAAAAGAAAAAUGGCCAACAAGGGUCUGCAGAUCCUGGGCUUCAUCCUGGCUCUCGUGGGCGUCAUUGGACUAAUUAUUGGCACAAUUUUGCCUCAGUGGAAGAUGUCCGCGUAUGUCGGCGAUAACAUCAUCACAGCCGUGGCCAUGUAUGAAGGACUGUGGAUGUCCUGCGCCUUCCAGAGCACAGGCCAAAUCCAGUGCAAAGUCUAUGACUCCAUCCUGCAGCUCAACAGUGCCCUCCAGGCGACCCGUGCCCUCAUGAUUGUCAGUAUUAUAGUAACACUGGCAGGUUUAGGUGUCGCCGUCAUGGGAAUGAAGUGCACCACCUGUGGAGGAGAUGACAAAGUGCGCAAGUCUCGCAUUGCUAUGGUCGGUGGCAUUAUCAUCCUGGUUGGAGCGUUGUGUUCCAUUGUUGCCUGCUCCUGGUACGCCCACGACAUCAUCCAAGCCUUCUACAACCCUUUCACCCCUGUCAAUACCAAGUACGAAUUUGGAUCAGCCAUCUUCAUUGCCUGGGCUGGAGCGUUCCUGGCUGUCGUGGGAGGAGGUAUGCUGGCAGCAUCCUGCCCCCGAGACAAGUCCACGCCAAAGUAUCCCAUCUCAAGACCCCCCAGCAGCAAGGAGUAUGUUUGAGCGCGACAGGACUCGGCGUUAGAGGCUGAAGGAACACUUGGACACUCAUGCUAGUCCAACUCACAGAUUGAAACUUUGAAAUGCUGUAUUCCAGGAGGCUUUUUUUUAUUUUUAUUUUUAUUGUUAUUGUUUUUUUAUGUUGUAUCUUAGUUUCUUCAGGGUUCCCCUGUGAUGUUACUGUAAUACUACGAGACGCAGUACAAGUUUUAAAUAUUAGCCAUUUACUCGUAAGAAUUGUCCCACUGGCCUUGCCUGGAACGGCGGAGUGACGUACUUGCCACUCAAGCUGACACUUGUAAAGCACUAAGUUAAACACCAUUUUAUUGUUCAAUGUGUUCUGUGGUGAAUGUUUGACUCGCUGCAUUAUUGGAGUUCACGUGUUUGAAUGCACUGAGCAGAAAUCAGACAUGGCAGUGGACGACUUGUGAGCCAUUUAUUUCAGUGGAGGCUUCAUGUGUAAUAGUUCAUCAUCCGGCACCUGAUUAACAGUUUCUUUCCAUGUUUUUGUGACCCAUUUACAUGAACAACGCUGUAGACUAGUUCAUGUUAACCACAUGCCGAGUGACGUUUUCAUGUAUAAACGACCGCUUACUGCCCGCUUUAUUGCCAAAUAUUGUUGUUUUUUUGCGUACAUGCAGCAUGCAAAAAGUUGUGAACCAUUUCUGCAUCCGAUUACUGUUUGUGUGAAUGGGCUUGGCUUCUGAUCAUGUUUUUUUAUUUACAGUAGCUGUUGCUGCACGUUUCGUUUUUAAAAACUUUUUAAUGUGUGAUGUGCAGAGUUAUUGUUGUACAUAAAAUAAAAGUGAAAAAUAUAUUG
Molecule: messenger RNA, 1609 nt
Organism: Solea solea (common sole)
Lineage: Eukaryota; Metazoa; Chordata; Actinopteri; Pleuronectiformes; Soleidae
Gene: cldn7b
Product: claudin 7b
Exons: 4
Coding region: 169-792 (207 amino acids)
Biological process (GO): cell adhesion; bicellular tight junction assembly
Cellular component (GO): bicellular tight junction; plasma membrane
Molecular function (GO): structural molecule activity
Source: RefSeq, a predicted model, not a curated record